AAAGGCUCCUCCCAUUCCCGGGUCUCGUCUGAAUGCUGCCUGGUCGGGAGAUUGUCAGCGGCGUUUGCAGAAGGGGCUGAGAUCGACCCUGCUCUCUCUCUCCCCCCCCCGGGUCUUUCUGAGGGUCAAAGAUUGUGACCAAAGAUUUACCUGCAAGAUAACUCUCAACAAAAAAUAGAAAUUCAGCCCAAGGCAGCAGCUGCCAGAAUAGAUGGAGCCUGUGAAACUCUUGGAUCCACUGUCAGACACAAGCAGCAUUCCGAAAAACCACCAAAAAACACACGAAUGCAGAGAGUGUGGAAAAUCCUUUGCUGGCCAGUCCCUCCUUUUGACCCACAGGAAGAUCCAUGUGGGAAGUGGAUCCAGUCAAGGUUUGGAGUGUGAGGAAGCCUCCCCUGGAGAAAAUUCCAAAGAUCUCAGGAGCCCCCCUAGACUAAAGCCCUUUAAAUGUGAAGAAUGCGACUUAAGCUUUGGUCGAUCGUCAUAUCUUCUUACCCAUCAGAAAAUCCACACUGGAGAGAAACCUUAUCAAUGUCUGGAAUGUGGGACGUUUUUCCGUGAAAAAGCCACUCUCGUAAAGCACGAGAGGACUCACACAGGGGAGAAACCUUACAGCUGUGGACACUGUGGGAAGAGCUUUUCCCAGAAGAUAAAUCUUUGUGUCCAUGAACAGAUUCAUGCAGGAAUCAAACCUCACAAAUGCUUGGAGUGUGGAAAAUGUUUCACACAGAUUUCAUCUCUCCGGAGUCAUGAGAAAACACACAGAGGGGAGAAAAACGAAAAGUGCCUUGAAUGCGGGAAAUGUUUUAUCUUGAAAUCAAACCUACUGCAACAUCAGAGACUCCACACCGGAAUGAGACCCUAUGAAUGCUCAGAAUGUGAGAAACGGUUUCUAACUUCUUCUGAUCUCCGGAAACACCAAAUAGGGCAUCAAGAUGAGAAACCGUAUAAAUGUGGGGAGUGUGGGAAAGGUUUUCUUGAACGAAGGAAACUUGAGAGUCAUGAGAGAAUCCAUACAGGGGAGAAGCCAUUCAAAUGUGUGGAAUGUGGGAUGUGCUUUUCUGAUAAAUACAACCUUGCAAGGCAUCAGAGGGUCCACACAGGAGAGAAGCCAUACAGAUGUGGAGAAUGUGGAAAAUGUUUUGCUCAAAAGGGAUACCUUUCAGUACAUUAUAAAACACAUACAGGGGAGAAGCCCUUUCAGUGCAAUGAGUGUGGACAAUUUUAUCGUACCCUAACAACCCUUAAAAAACACGCAAAACUGCACACGGGGAACAAAAUUUCAAAUGUUUAGAGUGUGGGAGAACAUUUGCUGAUUCAUCUUCCCUUAGAAGUCACAGCCAAAUUCCCUUAGAAGUCACAGGAGAGAAGCCCUAGUCACAUAACCUUAAAUUUAAGCAUAAUUUUCAAGAAGAACCUCCCCCUAUGACUAAAGAGAAAAGUAUUCGAUCAGUGUGUUCUAGUAAAAUCAAAUCUUUCUUGUUAGCCUUUUAUUUUUGUUUUCAUUAUUUCAUUAACAAGUUAUUAUUCCAGGAAAUUUAUAAUGGCUUCUAAUUGUAAUUAUUUUGUUUAGUUGUUACAAGGGGGAUUUAAGAUAAAUGGGAAGGGGGAUUAUAUACUUAGGUCGUUAGCUAUUUUUGUCCAUUGAUCUAGAUCUUUGUUGAUCAAUAGGAGAGUGAAGAUUUAAAGAUAAGUUUGUAAAAAAUAGGAUCAGAUAUACAA
Molecule: messenger RNA, 1722 nt
Organism: Ahaetulla prasina
Lineage: Eukaryota; Metazoa; Chordata; Lepidosauria; Squamata; Colubridae
Product: gastrula zinc finger protein XlCGF17.1-like
Exons: 2
Coding region: 212-1294 (360 amino acids)
Biological process (GO): regulation of transcription by RNA polymerase II
Molecular function (GO): RNA polymerase II cis-regulatory region sequence-specific DNA binding; DNA-binding transcription factor activity, RNA polymerase II-specific
Source: RefSeq, a predicted model, not a curated record